CAUUAAUUACUUCUCAGAAUUUGCUUCUAUUUGAUUAUUGGAAUCAGUGCGCCUUGAAAUUAAAAUCAUCAAAAACCAGCAAUUUUAGAUAUCCUAUCCACUUUUUUACCAUCUAUAAACAGAAAAGGAGCAUCACCACUCUAUUUACUCACUUACUUCACCAUUUGGAAUAGCCAAUCAGAUUCGAGAAAACAUUGGUUUUAAGAAUCAGCCAAUCACAUUUAAGAAAAAUUGGUUGGAUAUAUCCUUUCGCCAGCAAAAAACUAAAAGAUGUCUAUUUAUUUACAAAGAUUGUUUAUCCUGGCAGUUUAGACAGGUCCACACAAGAAACAGGAAGCAGUGAUUUAAUCAUCUCUUCAGUCUGUGAUUGAUUGCCAUUUUCAUAUACCUUCCGAUUAUUCAACUUAACUUCCCAAUUUCUUAUCGAAACCGCUUUUCGCUUUUUAUCUAUUCGAUUUCUUUCGCUAUUGAAAAUUAUUUUUCAAUUUUUUGAUUACUGUCUUAAUUUACAGGUCUAAACGGUCUGAUUAAAUUUUCACCGCUCUCAGAUUUUACUUGAAAUUGAGUUCCAGUCUAAUUUUCCUUUUUAAAAUUUCUUAUGCAACUUUAUUUAUAAUCAAUCGACUCAGUUAGAAGAAAACCAUGACUGAAAAUUUUGUGUUUCUCAUAAACCCGAAGCUCUUAAGUAUCCUUUCAAAGGAGAAUUUUUGCUUUAUAAAGAAAAAGGAAAUUAUUCUGGAAAAGCAUUAAGAAGAGUAAUAAGGAGCUUUGCAUAUACAUUUUUGUUUGAAUUACAUAUCCUUAAGAUGGUAAUUUUUACCUGAAGUACCGCCUCAAAUCCUACCCUUGCGAUUUUGAAUUGUAACACUUCUUUUGAGAAAAAAUAAAAAGGUUAUAUUUCAGUUUUUUGCUUGGUUCGUGUAUCAACUUGAAUUACAAUAUUUAAUUUAUUUCGCGGAUCUACACCAAUAAUACGGCCCAACCAAUUUUAAUCCCUUUCUCCACCCUUAUGCACAUGAUGUUAGCUUUAUUCCAAAUUUCUCUUUAUACUUUUUCCUCAAAAAGGUCGCGAAGUUCGCGUGAAAAAAAUUAAAAGCGAUAUUACCCUUGAAAUAAAAAAGGAACUUAACGAAAGCCCGUUAUUUGCGCCAGUGACAAAAUGUCAUUCUUGCUGACAAAAGCUUUCUGGAGCCGAAGAGAAAAAACUGACAAGUGCAAAAGUGCAAAUGGAGUUUUCAAUCCCAACUGCAGAUCACAUACCUUCACUUCAGAUUCUAAAUCCCCCUUUAACAAUAACCAACUUAACAAAGACAAUAUGACCGCCAAUUCUGCUGGCCAAGGUCUGGGUUCAAUUUACGGUGUCCAAAAUGGACCCAAUACAGGCGCUGCUUCCAAUAGCUUUUCAAAUUCUGCCGGAAAUCUUGGCCUCCAGCCGCAGCAUUCACCGAUCAGUCCAGUUCAAACACCUGUAAGAGACAACCAAUCACAGAGCUUAACAGCGACUCACACCCGCAGGAAGUCUUGUAUCAAUUAUCUUGAGUCCAGCAGCGAGGACUUAUCCGAACAGGGCUCGACGUCGACGUGCUUGGGCGACACAGAUCGGAGGAUUAACGUCCGAACUCUAAGUCUAAUAGUCUGCACUGUUAGCUACUUGAUGUUCGGAGCUGCAAUUUUUGACUUCAUCGAAUCUGAAAACGAAGAAGAACAACGAGCCGAGCUGAUCGAACGCGAGAAAAAUAUCUCCGAGCGGUACAACAUUUCACAGGAUGACCGGGUCGAGCUGGAAGAAAUUUAUGUGCGACUCGUGCCCUUCAAGUCUGGAAUUCAGUGGAAAUUCACCGGCGCUUUUUACUUUGUUUUAACUGUCAUAACUACUAUAGGUUACGGUCACGCUGCCCCAGCCACCCGAGUUGGAAAAGUGUUUUGCAUGGCGUACGCUUUCAUCGGCAUUCCACUGUCCUUAACCGUGUACCAGGCAGUCGGCGAACGUUUGAACACUUUCACUGCUUGGUGGUUGAUGCACGCUAAAUCCCGAUUCUUCAAACGACCCAAAACUGAGGUGCAGGUGACUCAGACGGAGCUGGUGAUGGCUGGAUGGAGUGCGUGCAGUCUGGUGUUGUUCGGAGGGGCUGCCGUGUUCUCCCACUACGAACAGUGGCGAUACUUUGACUCCCUAUAUUACUGUUACAUCACCCUCACAACCAUAGGAUUUGGAGACUACAUCGCCUUGCAAAACGACAACGCACUCCAGAAAGACCCAAAGUACGUCUUCUUCAGUAUAUUAUACAUAAUGGUAGCUCUAUGUGUAGUCGCAUCCUCCAUAAAUCUCCUCGUACUAAAAUUCCUCACUAUGAACACAAUGGACGAAAAAGAAAAUGCGCAGAACGAGGCUCGAAAGCAGUUCUCAAACGUGUUACGACAAGUAGCGCACGAGCGAAGUCGGCCGGCUAGUGUGUGUCAAAUAGACGCAGAGCCGAGUUCAAAUCACGUGAACAGCCCGACACGACAAAACCCAAGAUUCACCCGAACGAGCGCCGAGUACUCGAAUUGGGACCACCACGCGACUCCAAGCUCGCUGGAAAAUUCCACAAAUUCCUAUCAUCACACAGGAGGAAUGAAACGUCUGUAUACAAAGAAUUCUGGGAAAUCAUUUCAUCACAUGGCAAAACGACCUUCACUUGUAGCAAAUUCAAUCUACCGUCAAGACGACUAUAACGUAUAGACUCGUCGCAAAAAUUUCCCAGUGAAAUCUUUCGCCAAUGAGAUAAAACCACGAACUUAUAUCACUCAGCAAUUUAGAUAAGGAAAAAUUGAGCUCUAUUUUUGUUCAUUAUGAUUAUUAUAAUUGUCUUUAAUUUAAUAGUCUAAUGUUUAUUUAGA
Symsagittifera roscoffensis is the source of this 2880-nucleotide messenger RNA. Its product is annotated as potassium channel subfamily K member 15-like. NCBI's taxonomy places the organism in Eukaryota, Metazoa, Xenacoelomorpha, Acoela, Convolutidae. Gene Ontology annotation, biological process: stabilization of membrane potential; potassium ion transmembrane transport. Gene Ontology annotation, molecular function: outward rectifier potassium channel activity; potassium ion leak channel activity. Gene Ontology annotation, cellular component: plasma membrane. The coding region runs from base 1160 to 2722 and encodes 520 amino acids. The transcript is spliced from 6 exons. The record is from RefSeq and is a predicted model, not a curated record.